Messenger RNA from Parasteatoda tepidariorum (common house spider), 1911 nucleotides. RefSeq lists its product as uncharacterized. The record is from RefSeq and is a predicted model, not a curated record. Gene Ontology annotation, molecular function: nucleic acid binding. NCBI's taxonomy places the organism in Eukaryota, Metazoa, Arthropoda, Arachnida, Araneae, Theridiidae.
AGAGGGAGCUAAGGAGCAUCCAAAGAGGCAGACGAGAAUCAAACAUUCAGGGAAACUCGCGUCUUCUCUGCCGCGCAUGGCACUCAGGUAUACGCAAGUGAUUUUUCUGCUGAGGUAACGAGGUGUGUGUGCGCGCUAUUUCAUAACAUAACUCUCGUCUCUUAUCAUUGUGUUUCGUAUGGCAUGGCGAAAAUCGUCUGCCGCACGAGGAAGCUGUGGUUGAGCGCGAGAUCGCGUUUUGUGGAGUGUGCGUUCCGUUUGCUGGGUGGCCGCCCCUACGUUCGCUUACAUUGAGGACUAUAGCGUGCUUGAAAUGGCGGAGCAAGUACAGGGCGGCGGCGAGGAGGGCGCCAUGGCCGCCCCUGAAGAGGACAGGUCGCCCGAAUUGGCGUUCUCUUUUAUGGAUAAGGUGCGAUUUAUGAUGUAUGGUGAGCAGGAAAAGGAAGCUUUUCUUAUCGAGAAAAAAGAAAAGGAGGAAAAGAAGAAAGGUAUGCGAACCCGAGCCCUGUCAUUGCACCAACAGGGUUGGUCCUGGACAAAGAUUGCUACCGAGCUUGGCUGCCACCGGACCACUGUGAUGCGCCUGGUACACAAGUGGCAGCAGACCGGUUGCAUUGCCGAUCUGCCUCACAGAAGAAGGCCCCGUGCCCUCACCCAACACCAUCCUCAACAACAGCAAGUCCACAAUGGAGAGGAUCAACAACUUCCUGUCCACAACAGAUUGGUACCCCAUUCUCACCCACUUAAAUCUCGAUGGCAGGAAGAAAACCGAAAAGUACCGACAGGUCCUACCUCCAGCAACCGAAGCACCACCAUAACCGUUCGCCGGCGUCUGAAAGAACUUCGAUCUCAGCUUGGAAUUCAGUCGCCACCCAGUCCCAAGCUAGAAAGCGUAUCUCCGCACAACCAACAAUGCAAUAAACUGAACCAACACCAUCAACCACCCCCGCAGAAUCCACCCCCUCUACCUCCAGCUGAAAAACAGCCCACCAAACCUCCUCGGACUUUGCAAGAGAUCUGUUCCUUCUCAACCGAAGAACUCAGCUACAUGGUGUUCAGUGACAUGAAGAUCUUUCUUUCGGACAGAGACGGUGGUGUAAGAGUGUGGAGGCUUGGUCAGCCCCCUUUGGACAGUUACUCGGGUCUGCAAGAAUUUUUUCAGCGUGGAGGUCUUUCUGCCACUUUCUGGGUGUGCAUUUCAGGCUCUGGAAAGAAGGGUCAACUUUUACACAUUCCUAAUGAACUUACGGAGGAGAGAUAUGUCCAAAUAUUGCACAAUGGGCUUCUACCUUCAGCUGCAGCUAUGUAUGGUCUGAAUGCUCACAGAUUCCUAUUUGCCCAAGAUAAAGCUUCGAUUCAAGCUAGUCCUGUUGUGGAAGACUUUCUAUGCCAGCAGCAAGUGCAGUGCGUAGAGUGGCCAGCCAGAUCUGCUGAUCUAAAUCCUUGUGAUUUACUUUGGCCGGAAGUGGAGGCCACUUUACCAACAACGCGGCAACCCCGAACAGUACCGGAACUUGUACAAAUGGUUCGUGCAGGCUACGAGAGCGUCGAUCCUGACUACUUCCAGUGGUUGGUGUCGCCCGUCCGAAUCCGAAGUUUGUGUCGCAGAAUGUUGCGAUCCCUAGGACAACAGCAGCCCUCAAAUGACACACAGGAUCUAACGAUUCCAACAACGCAACAAAAGAAACACUAACACAGAUUACUAAAUAGAAUAUGUUUUCGAAGAAAAAAAAAGAACUGUUUUAUAACUCAGCCUGUUGGAAAAAGAACUUCUGCAGAAGAUAAAAGGAAAGAACUUAUUUGUUUUUUUAUGUGCAAUACAUCAAAAAGUGUGUGCGUUUUAUGGUGUACUGCGUACAUUGUUUUCGGCCUUAAUUUGUAAGAAAGUGCUGAUCUGAAUAUUGAUAUUUC